Messenger RNA from Lactuca saligna, 2685 nucleotides. Lineage: Eukaryota; Viridiplantae; Streptophyta; Magnoliopsida; Asterales; Asteraceae. The record is from the annotation of a GenBank genome assembly.
AGUAUCUAGUUCAAGUGAGUACUGAGUAGCAUUCACGAGCGACGUUUCUCGUGAUUGGGGCGAUUCUCAAGUUCAUAUACCACCUUAUUCUCUAAAUCAAAUCAAAGUUCUGCACAAUCGGUGAUAGGAGAAAAAUAAAUAUAAGUGGGAGUGUGCAACAUGAAAUGAUGGAAGACUGCACAAUAACUGGCUGAAUUUCCGGAUUUUUGUUGAAUUUUCUGCAUCUAAUCAAGAAUAAUGUCUAGGUCACUCCAUAGAGGUACUUCUGGUGGGGGAAAAUUACCAGAGAAAAUUCAAGAGUUCUUGGAAGAUUCUCAAAUGAAAGUUAAAACAGAGAAUGAAGAUUUACAUAAGAAUCGUUUAUCCCCUUCAAGGAAUCCAUUUCAGUUCUUUUAUUCAAUUAAUUCAUCAUCCAAACAAUCUAUUCCCACAAAUGGCUAUAGUGUUCCUGAUCCAUACAGCCCUGUAACUUCAAGAAACCGCUACAAACUAACUUUGUUUUUGCUUAAGUCGAGUUUAUUUAUGAUCAUAAUUCUUGCCCUUACUGGAUCCUUUUGGUGGACAAUAUCUCUCACAACUUCUUCUAGAGGUCACACUUUCCAUGGAUAUAGAAGGCUUCAAGAACAGCUUGUAUCAGACUUAUGGGACAUUGGAGAGCUUUCACUUGGUACUUCUGGGGUUAAAGAAUCUGAAUUCUGUCCUCUAGAAUCAGAAAACUACAUACCCUGUUUCAAUACCACAGAAAACCUUGACUUGGGUUUGACCAUGGGACAUGAAAAUGAUCGCCAUUGUGGACCCACAUCAAAACAGAAUUGUUUAGUUCUUGCCCCUCCUGCUUACAAGAUUCCUCACAGAUGGCCUACUGGAAGAGAUGUUAUUUGGAUUGAUAAUGUUAAAAUAAAUGCACAACAAGUACUUUCUUCUGGAAGUUUGACCAAAAGGAUGAUGUUGUUAGAUGAAGAUCAAAUCUCAUUUAGUUUUGCAUCUUCCAUGGUUGAUGAUAGUAUCGAAGAUUACUCUCAUCAAAUUGCAGAAAUGAUUGGUUUAAGAAAUGAAUCUUACCUUGUUCAUGCUGGUGUGAGGACAAUAUUGGAUAUAGGUUGUGGUUUUGGUAGCCUAGGGGCACAUCUAUUUCCAAACCAACUUUUAACCAUGUGUAUAGCAAAUUAUGAAUCUUCAGGGAGUCAAGUGGAAAUAACUCUUGAAAGAGGUCUUCCUGCUAUGGUUGCUUCCUUUACUUCAAAGAAAUUACCAUUUCCGUCCCUGUCAUACGACAUGGUACACAGUGCAUGGGAUGGGGUUGACUGGAAUCAUAAAGAUGGUUUACAUUUGAUUGAAGUGGAUCGAGUUCUUAGGCCUGGAGGAUACUUUGUUUGGACCUCACCAAUUGCCAACACCCCAAUUUCCACCCGAAAUAAAGAGAAUUUAAAAAAAUGGGAUUUUGUGCGUAAUUUUGCUAAAGAUCUUUGUUGGGAUUUGUUAUCACAACAAGACAAAACGGUUGUAUGGAAGAAGCAGAGUAAUAAAGAUUGUUAUGCUUCUAGGAACCAUGGAUCGGGACCAUUGAUAUGCAAAGUGGGCCAUGAUGUUGAAUCUCCAUAUUAUCAUCAACUCGAGGCAUGCAUUGGAGGAACUCAUAGCCGCCGUUGGAUCCCAAUUGAGAAAAGACCAAAUUGGCCUUCUAGAGCAAGAUUAAACACCAAGGAACUCGCUAUCCAUGGUGUACUUUUGGAUGAUGUUUAUGAAGACGAUGUGAAUUGGAAUUUAGCAAUAAGAAACUAUUGGUCUCUGCUAUCUCCACUUAUAUUUUCAGACCAUCCAAAAAGACCCGGGAUUGAAGAUCCGUCCCCACCAUACAACAUGGUGAGAAACGUACUCGACAUGAAUGCGCAUUUCGGUGGUUUUAAUUCCGCGCUACUCGACGCACGCAAAUCCAUAUGGGUCAUGAACGUGGUCCCCACCACCGCCCCCAACCACCUCCCCCUUAUCCUCGACCGCGGCUUCCUUGGCGUGUUACACGACUGGUGUGAAGCAUUUCCAACGUAUCCAAGAACGUAUGAUUUGGUUCAUGCGGAAGGUCUUUUAUCGCUUGAAAGUGAAAAGCAUCAUCGUUGCAGUAUGAUGGAUAUAUUCUUUGAGAUAGACCGGAUACUCCGACCGGAGGGUUGGGUGAUACUGCGCGACACAACUUCUUUAAUCGAAACCGCAAGAAUGGUUACCGCAAGGCUAAAAUGGGAAGCACGGGUUGUGGAAAUUGAAAGCAAUAGUGAUGAAAAAUUGCUUGUUUGCCAAAAACCGUUUAUAAAGAGACGAUCAAAUCCUUCGUGAAGUGUUUGGAUUCUUGAUUUUUGGAUAUUUUAUGGGACAAAAGUUGAAGUUUUUAAAGAAUGAGAAAGUAAAAGAGAAAGAGGGUUCGGCUGAAAGCUGUAAACCCUAAACCCUAAACCCUAAACGAAUACCUGUGGGAGCUGUAAGGCGAGCAUGGGAGAAAUGUAAUUAGAAGAUUAUAGGUGGGGAGUUUUACACUUUUUUUUUGUUUGGUUGUGUUUUUAUAAAUUAUAGAAAUCACAUUAUGGAUUUGGGUUAUAUAUAUAGAAAUAAGCACAAGUUGGCAUUAAUGUUAUUAUUUAUAUAUAUACACAAGGGAUUAGAUGAUGAAGAGAAUCUUAUGGUUGUUGUGUUUGA